GUCUAUACCUCACUGUAGACAGCACAUGCGGUUCUAGUUCCCACGGAGACAGGAGCUGAUCUAUAUUCAGUUCACACGCACUGGUUGCUUGGGAGCCUCCACAGUGCAUUUCUUUCCAAUUGAAACCGAGCAGCUCAGGGCCAGCGAUGGGGAUAUUAGUUCCAGUGAUACAGGCAGCAAGCGAUGAACUCAAAGCGAAACCCGGCUCAAAAAAUAAUACACACACUUUUUGCUAAAAACGCCACAAAACUUCCACCUGAUUGAAAAGCCAAGAAAUCAAUUUUAUUAAUCAGUGAAUAUUCAAGAUCUAUCGGACUCUGGUAAGUGUGUAACAUUUUAUUGAAGAGUUAGUGAUGUUUCUCAUAUUAAAAAGCUGAGAACUGAGAAUCUCCCUUGAAGCGGUUGAAACUCUGAGACAAAUUGGAACAAACAUUACAGAGGGCGCCAGAGAACUUGGGUCCAGAGGAGCCUUUUAUUCACCAGUCUCCGGUCUCACCCAUACCUAGAAUUUAAGAGGAAUUGUUGCUAAUGUAUCAAAACAAAUCGGUCCUUGCCUCAGCAAGUUAUUUAGGAAAAGAGAUAGCAAGAACUGCAGAUGCUGGAGUCAGAAUCUUCUCUGAUGCUGCCGAACCUGCUGCGUUCCUCCAGCUCCACACUGUAUUGACUAAUUGGGAAAAGAUCCGCUUCGCCUGCACUCGCAAUCACACAAAUGAAUUCACAAUUCAGGUUAAACAUGCAAUUAAAAUAAAAACUCAUUGAGACGACAAAUGCAUUUCAUACAGUCAAUGGGCAGUUCAUUACAAAGACGUAUUCAACAACAUUAAAAUUUCAUCCGACGAUUACAUUUGUAAAGUAAACAGGCUGCACUUGUCAAAGAGAGUCAAAUCUUUAUAAAGAUCUUAAAAUAUUUUAUGUAGAGGUUUAAUUUUAAAAGCUGCAAUUUGGAAGUGCUUAAAGAGCACGUGAUGCCGGUCUCUGUGUCCAAUUGUACUCACUGCGCCAUCUCCGAGUAGAUAUUAUUUUACAAAUGGGCUAAGGUUUACUCGGCUCCUACCCACACUCUCCGGCGAAAUGCAGCUCUAGAGGGUGCGCCGCCUGAGUCCCGUAGUGAAAACUCCGCUUUCACACAGAGAGAGACUGUACCAGCAGCUUCACAUCGGAAUAACGAGCAUAUAAAAUGGGAAACGCACUGAACAGGAAGAAGAAGAACUAUAAACUGUCCAGUGACAAAGAAGCUGACAAAUUGACUGAAGGAACAGCAGCAGAGGAUGGAGAGGCAAAAAAGGAAAAGCAGGAAGAAGCCAAAACUUCUGAAGAAGGCGGAAACUCCUCAGAGGCCAAAGAUAGUCAGGCUACAAACAACACAGCUGAGACUAAGGAAGAGGAUAAAGAAACAGUGAAAAAAGAGGAAAUUCAACAACCUGAAGCUGAAAAGCCACAAGCUUCUACAGAAGCUAAAACAGAGCCUCUGCCUACAGAACCCACUGCAGAAAAGCCAACAGAACAAUCCGAGGUUGCCCCUGCCAGUAGUUCCGCAGAAAGUCAGUCUUCAGCAGUCCCUGAAUCCAGCACUGAAGUGACAUCCACUCAGCCCUCUGAAACCCCAACACCUGCUCCCGAAAGCAAAACAGAAGGCAAUUGCUCAAGCAUGGUUGAAGUGGAAGCCAAACAGACUGAGGUCUCAUCUACUCUUGUGGAUCAAGAGGAAAGUAAAAAAGCAGAGCCCCAGAAUUUGGACUCUGCCUCAAGCACCACUGAUGCUGUUUCUUCCCAGGAGAUACCAGCAGUAGAUGCAACCAUCUCUACUCCAGCUGUUCCUGAAGCCUCAGACAGUGCUACUCCAGCAGAUGUUACAACUUCAGAGAAUUCUUCAGCCAUUACUGAUCAAACGUUAGCUGUGCAAGAAUAAUGGAUAAUCUCAUUCAACAACCAUUCACAAUCUGCAUUGAAUUCCAACUGUACUAACAAACUUGAUCCACUGUCUUAUACCAGAAAACAUCCAAACAUCCCGUACUUAGAAAUUCCAUCAGGAUAUUUCAAACAACCUUUGGAAAAUUGCUGGACUUAAAUAUUGCUGUCUGGAAGUUGAGUGAAUGGAAUGAAAAUCUGCUCAACAGCUGUAAAUGAUGUGCCUCACUGAUUCAAACCAACAUAGUGAAUAAUGUAUAUGACUCUGCUGAGUGAUAGUUAGUGGAACUGUGCCAAACCAAUCAGAUCUUCAGAUGACAUCUUUCUUUGUAUUCCCACCUAAUUUUACACAGUGAGGUAUGAUCAGCUGUUAGAUAUAGACCACCAUGUUCCCUUCCUCAUGACACACCAGAAACAAUAGUUUUGUCUCAAAGUUACUUCAGACUAACAUAUACUUCUCAUUGUACGUUGCCUAUCUAGAUUUCUCUUGAUCAGUUAAUGCAUGUCCGUUGUUGGGUGCACCUGUAGUUCUGUUUCACAGUAAGUUGCAAACAAAUCUGCAUUCAUUGCAAUUCCAGCUUCUCCUCCAUUCAAUGUCACUAAUGCCUCCACCACCACAGCACAUGUUGAAAAUGAUGAGAAUUGUAAAAUGGAUGCAUUGGAGUUAUAUGUGAUUGUAUUAAUGGUGCAACAGUAAUAAAAGUCAUGUAAAAAUAA
This is a messenger RNA of Rhincodon typus (whale shark), 2625 nucleotides long. RefSeq names its product MARCKS-related protein 1-A-like. The transcript has 2 exons. The record is from RefSeq and is a predicted model, not a curated record. NCBI's taxonomy places the organism in Eukaryota, Metazoa, Chordata, Chondrichthyes, Orectolobiformes, Rhincodontidae. Bases 1178 to 1909 code for a protein of 243 amino acids.